Danaus chrysippus (African queen) is the source of this 1194-nucleotide messenger RNA. The record is from the annotation of a GenBank genome assembly. NCBI's taxonomy places the organism in Eukaryota, Metazoa, Arthropoda, Insecta, Lepidoptera, Nymphalidae.
AUGGCCUCGGACGGACGUACAAAGCGUUCGCAAUCGAUAUGCGCGCCAGCCUCCGCGAGUAUGGAAGCUCUCGCCGCACCGAUGGAGACGACACCAGCUCCUCGGCGCAGACCAGCCACAAGGUCGCAGUCUGCCAGGAUAACGGGUGGGAGGUCUGUGAGACACAGGCGACAGGCGCAGCAGCAACAGUUGGACCGCGAAACACGAGCACGGUACAGUUCAGAGCCGAGGUUGGCUGAGGCGGAGACACCACCUCAAGUGAGGAGACAGGCGUCCGCAAGACGUCGCCCACCGACCGCUCAACACAGCCAGCCACGACGCUCCAAUGCCUUCCUCGACGUCCCCAGAACCACUCAUCAGCCUGAGGAAGAACCUGACGAAGACUCCUAUAGACUACGAACCUUCAACACAACGCAGAAAGGAGGCAUAGUAAACCGUGGAGACUCAUUCCGCCGACGACGUUCAAGAUCUGGUAGCCUAGCACCAUCUUCACCAGCGCAAUCAGCCCCUGAUACCCAGGAAAGAAGACCUGUAGCCCUUCAUCGUGUAGCGAUGGUUGGAGCACCAGGAGUCGGAAAGACAGCCCUCAUCAGCCAAUUCCAAACCAGCGAAUGUAUCAACGCGUAUGAUAGACAAAGAGAUAUCGAUAGCACAGAACAAAAGGUUUCCAUAUUGUUGAAUGGGGAAGAAUCCGAACUAUAUUUCGUCAAUUGCACAAACACUAAGGAUGAAAUAGACCGUUCUGAGCCACCAGACGCUUUUGUGGUGAUCUACUCCGUAGUUGACAAGGCCUCAUUCCAACGAGCAGAACAAGAAUUGGCCAGAUUACUUGACUGCGACAUGCUAAGAUCGCGACCGGCUUUACUGGUGGGAAAUAAAAUAGACUUAGCCAGAAGUCGGGCUGUAUCUACACAGGAUGGGAAGUGCCUGGCUUGUACUUAUAAAGCAAAGUUCAUAGAAGUCUCGGUUGGCAUCAAUCACAACGUCGACGAACUUUUGGUGGGUAUUUUAAAUCAGAUUCGUCUUAAAAAACAGCAGUAUUCAGCGGAGGGUGGCAGGGAAUCCUCGCCGGCACAUUGGUAUAAAUCAAGGGGUGUAGUACGAGCAAGUAUGAAAGCCAGACAAAUGCUGACGUGGAUAUUUGGUAAGGAAGAUUCAAAGUUCAAAAACUGUGAAAAUUUGAACGUCCUGUGA